CUCUUCCGGGGCAGGCAGCAAGAGAAGGGGAGGAGGAGAGCGGGCGCUUCGCGGCGGAGAUGGUGCCGGGCGAGGCGGCGCCGGCCGGGCCGGGCUCGCCGCGGGGCAGCGCCGAGGGGGCCGCGGCGGGCAGGAAGCAGCGCGCCGCCGCCCGCAGGAAGGCCUUUUCCCUGUUCGUCAAAGCCAAGGAGGUGCCGGCCGCGUCGCGGUGUCCCGGCGGCGGAGAGGGCGUGCGGUGGCGGUGCUGCCGGCAGGCGUUCGAGGAGCUGCCCGGCAUCCACAGGCACGUGGCUCUGCACCACUCCGGGGACGUCGGGCGGCAGGCGGGGCCCGCGGCGGGGCCGGCGGAGGCCGCGGGCGGCCCCGAGGGCGGCCAGGCGCUGGCGGGCGGCGCGGAGAUCGCCUGGGCGCUGCCGGACACCAGCCACGUCAGCCGCGAUGAUCUGACGAGCCAGGUGGGAGAUGUACUUCUCUAUUACUGUUAUUGUGAGGUGAGGGAUCCGGAGAAGCUCUGUGCUUGGCAAAAGGCUUUGUGUCAGCAUCUACAUCUCACUGGCAAGGUACGAGUUGCUUCAGAAGGUAUUAAUGGGACAGUUGGUGGAAGCAAAGUAGCUACCAGGCUCUACAUUAAAGUUAUGCUUUCCCAGCCUCUGUUCAAAAACAUUUUGUGUCAAGAGGAUUUCAAGAGCAGUGCAGGAGGAGCUCACUGUUUCCCAGACCUUCGAGUUGGAGUAUUCAAAGAAAUUGUACCUAUGGGCAUUGAUCCAAAGAUAGUGUCUUAUAAGGAAACUGGAAUCCAUUUAUCCCCUCAGGAAUUUCAUAGAGAAGUAGAACAGUAUUUGUCUCAGGCCACUCAAGGACAAAGUGAUACCAUCUUGCUGGACUGUAGGAACUUCUAUGAAAGUAAAAUAGGACAUUUCCAGGGCUGUCUGGCUCCAGAUAUCAGGAAGUUCAGCUAUUUUCCAAUCUACGUAGAUGAAAACCUGGAGCUUUUUAAAGACAAGCGUGUCCUAAUGUACUGCACAGGAGGGAUUCGUUGUGAAAGAGGCUCUGCUUACCUCAGGAGCAAGGCAGUGUGCAGAGAGGUUUACCAGCUAAAAGGUGGAAUUCACAAGUACCUGGAAGAGUUUCCAGAUGGAUUCUACAGGGGGAAGCUGUUUGUAUUUGAUGAUCGUUACGCCAUUUGUUCCAAUGAAGAUAUCAUCUCAGCAUGCAGAUACUGUGGGGUGCUGUGGGACCAAUAUAAACUUUGUUCCAGUCAGCACUGCCGGCAGCUUGUCCUGACAUGUCCAAGUUGUUGCAACAAAGGUCUAACAGCUUGCUGUCCUGUUUGUCAAGAGAAGGAGCUCAAGGUGACUUCAAGAGCUUCAGGACAGAUACUUAAGGAGGAGUGUGAAUGUACAAGGAGACGGCCAAGGGUACCAAUUGAACGUGUCUCAUCAAGGAUGCUGGACACAGGAAAAGAUUAAGUUGUUUCACUGGUUUAUCUGGCAUGUGCUCAUGUAAAGGGCUUCUGUAACCAGAUCUCUAUCUGUUAAUCAGUUAGGUUUGGAAAUUAUGAAAAUAUGUCGGCUUGGAAAGUCUUGUUCAUAUGCUGCCUUUAAACAUAGAAUAUGCCCUGAAAACCAUCCAUUACUUGCCUGUAAAUUACCAGAGUGCCCGAUUCAUCACUAGCACUACAGGAUUCCUCUCUCUGGGUACAGUCUUGUAGUGUGGCCUUUAUCAUGGGGAUUUUGGAGCAGAGUAUCUGCAACGUGACAGAGCUGCUCACAAUUCAAAAGAAACUGAAGAAAUUCAAGAACAAUUCCAUUUUUUUCUUCCUGCAUGGAGAUCAACCUUUCUGACCUCUCCAAGGAUCAUGCAUCUGCUUCAGUAGCUUGUAGUAAGGUGUGCAAACAGCAGAUUUAUCAGUUUGGUGUGGGUAUGUGACCAGACUAGAUCCUGAAGAUAUAUUCCACACGCAUGCCAUCAAGCAAGGCAAUGUUGCCUGAAAUUACUGGCUUAACUCCUGUAAAACUGGCUGAAGGCAGCCUAAGGAGCUGGAGCAAAGGCCUAGAGACACUGUUUGCCUAGCCAUACUUGUGUGACCUGUAGGAUGAACAGCAAACCCAAUCUUCUCUCCAGUGCUCAGUCUCCCUGGGAACUGUUUUUUCCCCUCAGCUUGUCAGUGUAUGAAAUAGGCAGGGCUCAGCUCUGCUUGCACUAAAAAAAGCUAACAGCUUGAACCAUGUUAAAACAAGCAAACAAAGAGGGGAGCACAGAGACUGUCAAAAUACCAGCAUCAUGGCACUGGAAGUGAUGCAUGUGUGCAUAAAUAUCAGCAACAGCUAUGAGGAGACUGCAAGAUCCUUUAUCCAGGUUAAAUAAUUCAAGUUCUGGGAAGCAUUUGUGCUUUUUAAACAUGAGUUGAGAUUUUUAAAGACUGAAGAUGUUUAUGCAAUUUCCAGCACUUGUUAGUGGAGGAAUUGUCUUUGAAGGGAUCUACAGCAAAUGAGCUUAAAAUACUGCUCCACGUGCUGUGUUGUGUGCCUGAUGCUGCAGAAUGUACAGAAAGGAUUUAUUAAUAGCUAGGAAGAUGUGUCUUGACUGAAAAAUGUCUUUGAAAUUUACUGCUGUUCUGGGAACUAAACAGUAAGUCAUCAAAGUCACUAGGUUUGGGGUUUUUUACUGGGAAAUGCUUUUAAAAGUAAGAAAAUAAUUUCUUAGGUUUCUGCAGUUGCUUAAUGACAGGGCCAUGUUACUUUCAUAUAGAUUGUACCUUUCUCCCAUGGUGCUAUUAAUUCAGCAAGGCCUCGUUGUUACCUUGACUAGCAAAUUAAAUACAUGGGCAUUGGUUCCAUUAAAGCCAUGACAAACAUUUCUUAUUGCUUCCAGUAUUGCUACCAUGAAAUGAACAGUUCACCAGCUGUCCUCAAGACAAUUCUAUUAACGAGGCAAAACCCUGGAGCUUUGGAGUAUUUCCUUUGGGAACCUUUCUAGGAUAGUAUUUAAUAGUAAAUCUGUGAACAACCCAUCCUUGAGAAGAAAUUAGAAAAUUCCCAUCAGCAGACACCUUCAGCAGGAGUCUGAGCAGUGCCAGUGUCUCCCUGGCUUCCCGGUCCCUGCUGGCCGUUUAACCUCUGUGGUUUUGAGGACUGGAGUAUUUGUGAAGAAACAUGCAAGUUCUACUUGCAGGUCUGGUCUAAAGCACUGAUGGGGAGUGCCCCAUGAUCUUCCUGUGUUAGGCUAAAAAGAACACAAUUUUGUAAUUCAGUCUAGCAGCAGGAGUGGAACACUGUAAUCAAUUUGCCAUGCUGUUUCUGUAUCACUUAUCAAUACAGGAUGGGAACAACUUUAUUUUAUAUGUAAAUUUCUGAAACAUCUAUGAUAAAUAACCUUUAGUGCUUCCAUUAUAAUUUUUUAAGUACUGCACAAAUACACUUCAUGUACUAUGUUGGAGGUGCUUAAUUCUGCAGAGAUAAACACUGAAAGUAGUUAGUCUGCCACAUGGUAGACCUGGCUACAAGGUACAAUUCUGAGAGCUCCUCACAGCUGGAGAUUCUACCUCAAAGGCAGAGGGGAGCCAUGAGGCCUCUCCUGGUCCUUGCUGCAAUAAGGUAAGGGAGGAGAAGGAUUUGAGAUAUACAGAUGGAGUCCCAAAAAGCCAUGUUCUCUCUGCUGCAGGGAGCAGAGAAGGGGAUAAGAGAUGUUUUAGCCUGUUUCUUGCAAGUUAGCCCAUAAGGGGCUCUCUGUUCUGUUUUCUGGGUUGGUUUUGUCAGAUUAAUACAAAUAAGGACUUGCCAUGUGAAAAGCUAUGUGGUAGCAUCCAGGCAUCUCAGUGGUAAUGCCCGAGAGAAGGCACAUGUGCUCCAGGAGAGGGAAGAAUUUUCAGCAGGAUGGGCUGUGACUGCCAGAUGCUGCAGUCACCAGAUGGCUUUUCCUCCUUUUUCCCAGGGAGCUGCUGGGCCAGAUUUGCAAACAGGGAUACAUUUGCUCCUAAGUAUCACCAUUUUGUAGCUCCACUGCUGCACAGCUUACAGCCUUUCACCACACAGCCUGAUGCCUCAGCACUGCCUGUCUCUGCUGCACCACCCUCAGCUGUCAGAUGCAUCCUGCAGCAAAACAGCUCUGUGAGGAUCAACCAGGGAACCUGGGAUGAUCCUGGCAGCUUAAUAUACCUUUGGGCUGCAAGGUUAAUGCGGAUGCUGCUACAGUGAAACACAGGACAAAGUUCUUAUCUUUUUUUUGUAGUAGUAUGCAUGUGGUAGUGGUCCCUGGUCUGCAGAUGCAUCUCCUUGCAUGUCUGUGCUUCUUAGUACCACCAGGUCUUUCCAAGAUAAGAUUAAUUUACUUCUGAAACCAGGGGAAGAGCUGAGCCUGUGUCAUGCAAAUCUGAGUAGAUGGCUCAGCUGGAAGUGAGCCAUCAGAGCUCUAAUUUGAUGAUUCAGUUGGUCAUUUCAAAGUCUUCACAGUGCACAUAGAAGGAAGUACUUUUUAAAGUCUGCCAGUUUUUUUCAUUUUAAUAUGUUUUCAAGUAUUUUUAUUCCACAUUCAUUUUCUGAUACAGAACUUGCACAGUGGAGGAAACAAGCUGUGGUAAAGCAUUUUAUAUGACACCAUGGGCACAUUUAUUAAGAUUUGGAGAGCAACAAGUAUGUUUCCCACAUUGCUGAAUAGUGUUCUCUGCUUCGCUGGUCAGAGCUAAAUCAUCAGCAGUGUUUGUGCACAAGCUCUGGAGAAAUCUCUGGGACUUUGCCAGAAUAUAUGUAAAAGGCUGAAAGACUUCACUCUCUAACAGACAUUUAGAGGUAGACUUCUAGCAAGAGAGAACAUUUUCUAGGAUGUGUCAUCUGCCCAAGAAUAAGGUUUCAGUACAGCAGUGCUUUUUCCGUGGAGACUUCUUACUGAGCAGGAUCCCACCCACAUUAACAGUAGGAGUUUUGGAUGUGCUGGGUCCAGUCUGCUGCAGGUCUGGGAGAUGCACAAGCCUGUGGGGAAUUCCUCCCAGGCUGGAUGAUGAGUGUACACUGACAAAAAGCUGUGAGAUCAUACGUAGUGUAAGUUCAGAUUUGGGGUAUUUCACUUCACAGCUUUUUUAGGGCACAGCAUUUAUUCUUGCAUUUAUGUGGACAUAAGGGACAGCAGUAAGAGAAAUAAUUCCUAGCAGAACAAAAUUUAGUUAAUAGACAUGUUCAUCUAGACAAAACAGCAAAGGGAGAGAAUUUGACCUGUCUGCAGUGAAUAUCUGGACAAACGCUUUUAACACUAGGAAACUGAAGGAGUGGGGAGUAAAAGAGAAGGUUCUCAUUUGCCAAUUAGUUUGGCCAGCUCUGGGGGUUAGUGUUUGCACCUCUAAGAAUGACUGCUUCCUUCACAUGUGCAUGGGAUUGAAGGAUAUUCACCCAUCUUGAUUUUUGAGACUGUUUUAUAUUUGGUGGCCUUAAAUUCCAUUUAAUCGGGAGUGGAGAUCAGUUUUUUAUAAGAAACACUGGGAUGCAUCUGACACAACAUCUCAAAUGAUUCAGCAAAUGUUGGCAAAAAAUUGUAACUCAAUUCUUGAAAUUAGCCAUGUUUCCAGAUGUUAGAAGUGCUUGUUAAAUGCUAGUUUCUCCUCUGUAGUUACUUGAGAUCAACUUUGAAAAAUAAAAUAAAGUAUUUUUUUAAUACUUCUAUAA
Molecule: messenger RNA, 5654 nt
Organism: Passer domesticus (house sparrow)
Lineage: Eukaryota; Metazoa; Chordata; Aves; Passeriformes; Passeridae
Gene: TSTD2
Product: thiosulfate sulfurtransferase like domain containing 2
Exons: 9
Coding region: 60-1469 (469 amino acids)
Source: RefSeq, a predicted model, not a curated record